UCAGUCUUCAGCGUGCUGGUCCUCACCCUGUUAGCCAUGCUGGUGGUGGCCACGUUCCUCUGGAACGGACUGGUCCUGGCCACCAUCCUCCGGGUACGCAGUUUCCACCGGGUGCCCCACAACCUGGUGGCCUCCAUGGCCGUCUCCGAUGUGAUGGUGGCGGGCCUCGUCCUGCCCGUGUGGAUCUCCUUCGAUGUGCUGUGCUGCACCGCCAGCAUCUGGAAUGUCACGGCCAUCGCCCUCGACCGCUACUGGUCCAUCACCCGCCACCUGGAGUACACGCUCCGCAUCCGGCGGCGCAUCUCCAACAGCAUGAUUGCCCUCACCUGGGCUCUUUCUGCCUUCAUCUCCUUGGCCCCGCUGCUCUUUGGCUGGGGAGAGACUUACUCAGAGGACAAUGAGGAGUGCCAAGUCAGCCAGGAGCCUUCCUACACCAUCUUCUCCACCUUUGGCGCCUUCUAUCUGCCCCUCUGUGUGGUGCUCUUUGUGUACUGGAAAAUCUACAAGGCUGCCAAGUUUCGAAUUGGAUCUCGGACGAGCAACUCCAUCACUCCCAUUACACCAGAAGCCCUGGAGGUAAAAGAAGCUGCUCAGCAGCCACAGAUGGUCUUCACUGUCCGUCACGCCACUGUUACGUUCCAGACGGAUGGAGACACGUGGAGAGAGCAGAAGGAAAAGAAAGCUGCCCUCAUGGUGGGCAUCCUUAUCGGGGUCUUCGUGCUCUGCUGGAUCCCCUUCUUCAUCACGGAGCUCAUCAACCCCCUGUGCUCGUGUGACAUCCCACCCAUUUGGAAGAGUAUUUUUCUAUGGCUAGGCUAUUCCAACUCCUUUUUUAAUCCACUCAUCUACACUGCUUUCAACAAAAACUACAACAAUGCCUUCAGGAACCUAUUCUUUAGACAACACUGA
Tauraco erythrolophus (red-crested turaco) is the source of this 909-nucleotide messenger RNA. Lineage: Eukaryota; Metazoa; Chordata; Aves; Musophagiformes; Musophagidae. The record is from RefSeq and is a predicted model, not a curated record.